Messenger RNA from Lutzomyia longipalpis, 849 nucleotides. RefSeq names its product glutaredoxin 3 (gene Grx3). The record is from RefSeq and is a predicted model, not a curated record. Lineage: Eukaryota; Metazoa; Arthropoda; Insecta; Diptera; Psychodidae. The transcript has 3 exons. Bases 112 to 756 code for a protein of 214 amino acids.
GUUGAGUACUUUUUGAGGAUAUCUCAAUAUUGCAGUUGAGGCAGCAAAAAAUCUCAUUCCUGUCCAAAAUCCUCCACAAAAGCCAUCAAAGUACAUAAAAUCUCUAGAAAAAUGGGUGUUGUGAGUGUAACAACCGCCGAUGAGUACACAAAACUAAUCAGCUCAUCCCGGCUUUCUGUGGCAAUUUUCUCAGCCGAUUCGGCGGAACAGUGCAAGCAAGUUGCAGAUGUUGCCGCCGACUUGGCAGGGAAGCCGGAAUAUGCUGAUGUGCAGUUCCUUAGUGUCCCAGCGGAGGAACUAUCGGAAAUCUCCCUGAAGCAUCAAAUUGAGGCUGUUCCCACGGUUAUCUUCUUCCGCGGUGGGAGUGCUGUGGAUAGAAUUGAUGGUGUGGACAUAGCUGCCUUUACGGCUAAAUGUGCAAAGCUCGUGGGAGUUGUGGCAUCGGAUAAGGAGAAGCUGGAAGAGAGAUUGAGGGCACUGAUAAAUCGUCAUCCGGUGAUGAUUUUCAUGAAGGGUACCCGUGAUGCCCCUCGCUGUGGCUUCUCCAAGCAACUCAUUGCCAUUGUAAAUGAAACGGGCAUCUCCUACGACACCUUUGACAUUCUAACAGAUGAAGACGUACGACAGGGACUGAAAACCUUCUCGGAUUGGCCAACGUACCCCCAGGUGUAUGCUAAAGGCGAACUAAUUGGUGGUUUGGACAUAAUCAAGGAACUCGUGGCGUCCGGAGAGCUCAAAGAGACACUUUCCGGAUAGAUUUUGCACAAGGAUGGGAUUUUUUUUUCUUGGGGCAGAUUUAAUCUCUUGGGGGACAUUUCAAAGCGAAUAAACUGUAAUUUAGUAAUCUUA